AUGAGGCCCUGUAUUAAUGAUUUACAGGCAAAAGCUUAAAAGAGAGGGCAGCGGGAAUAAACUACCCCUGUGGGAUCUGCAGCCAUGUCUGGAAAACCGGUGUGCAUUGGUGAUUUUGAGGAGUAUGCCAAAACAUUCCUGCCCAAAUCCGUGUACGAUUAUUACCGAUCCGGAGCCGAUGACCAGCAAACACUUGCAGAUAAUGUGGCAGCGUUUUCCAGGUGGCGGCUGUACCCGCGGGUGCUGCGGGACGUGUCUGUGCUGGACGUGUCCAGCUGUGUCCUGGGCCAGCGUGUCUCCAUGCCCGUGUGCGUGGCUGCCACGGCGAUGCAGCGCAUGGCUCACCCCGACGGCGAGACCGCCACAGCCAGAGCCUGCCGGGCCGUGGGGACAGGGAUGAUGCUGAGCUCCUGGGCCACGUCUUCCAUCGAGGAGGUGGCGGCGGCGGCGGCGGGGGGCCUGCUGUGGCUGCAGCUGUACGUGUACAAGGACCGGCAGGUGACCGAGUCGCUGGUGAGGCGGGCGGAGCGCGCCGGCUACCGCGGCAUCUUCGUGACGGCCGACACGCCCUACCUGGGCCGGCGCGUGGCCGACGUGCGCAACAGGUUCCAGCUCCCACCGCACCUCAGAUUAAAAAACUUUUCCAGCAGCGACCUGGCGUUUUCCUCAGGGAAAGACUUUGGAGAGAACAGCGGGCUGGCCGUGUACGUGGCCGAGGCCAUCGAUCCCAGCGUCAACUGGGAGGACAUCAAGUGGCUUCGGGGGCUCACCUCGCUGCCCAUCGUGGUGAAAGGAAUCCUCAGGGCUGAUGAUGCUAAAGAAGCUCUGAAGAUUGGGGUAAAUGGUAUCCUGGUGUCAAAUCAUGGAGCACGACAGCUCGAUGGGGUCCCUGCCACUAUUGACGUGCUGCCUGAGAUCGUGGAGGCCGUGCAGGGGAAGGUGGAGGUGUUCCUGGACGGGGGGGUGAGGAAAGGCACGGACGUCCUCAAAGCACUUGCUCUGGGUGCCAGAGCCGUGUUCAUCGGGAGGCCUCUGCUCUGGGGACUGGCUUAUCAAGGUGAAGAAGGAGCCAAAGAAGUUCUGCAGAUGCUGAAGGAGGAGUUUCGCCUGGCAAUGGCGCUGACAGGAUGCCGGAGAGUAGAAGAAAUUGGCAGGACACUGAUCCGAAGACAUGAAGUGUUUUCCAAGAUUUAAGCCUGAAGACUUUGCCUCGUGUGUUGCCUGUUGUGCUUCCAGACAAAACCCACCCGUGUUCGCUCUGUGGGCCUCAUCCUGCAAUCCUGACCGAGAAGGCACGGCCCCUUAGGACAUCACUUGCUGAAGAAAAGACUCAAAGCAGAUUUUACAGGUGUUUCCAGAUGUUUUAGGCUCUUGAGGAAAGCUGCUGUACUGGGAGGUGUGAUUAGAGGUGGGAUUUGAUACAAGACGGGCACAGGGACUUUGAGGUGUUUUGCAACAAAUGCUGAUCUUGAUUUCCAUGCCUGGGAGUAACUCAGCUGUUAAAAUGAAGCUGUAAACAGGAAUGUUUUGAUAGCAAACAGAAAUGCUGAGAUUUAAAAUGCAAAAGAUACUUCUUGCUCGCUGUUUAGAGAAACUAGACUGGAGAUUGCAGAGAUUAAAUCUUGCUUUCUUGUGAA
Empidonax traillii (willow flycatcher) is the source of this 1637-nucleotide messenger RNA. It is a transcript of the gene HAO1, whose product is annotated as hydroxyacid oxidase 1. Gene Ontology annotation, molecular function: oxidoreductase activity; FMN binding. Bases 85 to 1194 code for a protein of 369 amino acids. The record is from RefSeq and is a predicted model, not a curated record. The transcript is spliced from 8 exons. Lineage: Eukaryota; Metazoa; Chordata; Aves; Passeriformes; Tyrannidae.